Molecule: messenger RNA, 1749 nt
Organism: Psylliodes chrysocephalus
Lineage: Eukaryota; Metazoa; Arthropoda; Insecta; Coleoptera; Chrysomelidae
Source: the annotation of a GenBank genome assembly
AUGAACACAGACGAAAAUACGGAUGAUCCCUUCGACGCGUCGGAAGACGACCAUAUAAAAAAAUUAGAACAGGAAAUCAAGAACCUCGAGGGCGCAGCAAAUGUCCCCAGACGGGACAGUCUUAAGAGGACACCGCCGAAGUUCAGAAGCUUCUCGAUCUCAGAUCCGGUGACAACCCAAACGUCAGAGGGCUCACCGGACAGGGACAGAAAAAGAAACAGGGACUCAGAAAGCGAAAGCCCAGAAGCCAGGGAGCUAAAAACCGCAAAGAUAAAAAUGACAAAGGACCAAGAAGAAAUGGCAAAAAAAACCAAAGUUAUAGAAGCAAUGCUAAAAAAAGAACAGGAACAAGAAGAAAAAAGAAAAGAAAAAGCACUUCUGGAAAAAACCGAAAAAGAGAAAAAAGAAAAAAUAGAAAAAGAAAGGCAGGAGAAAACAGAAAAAGAAAAGAAGAAAAAGGCUGACCAAGAGAACAUCAUCAAAGGUGCGAGUUCCGCGAGUGUCGGGCUAGUGUCGGGUAGUGCGGCGCAAAUUAUACCAAACAUAUCCCAGGACAAUACAGACAACGAACGACAAAAUGAAGGAACUGAGAAAAAAUAUGAAAGAAGCGGUUACAAGGACAACUCCGCGUUCGCGACAAAAGAACAAAAAACCGUCUUAAACGGACUCGACGAAAUAACGACUCUCUACGCGGACCUAAUAACACAAUUGCUCCUACAAGAAAUCGAAAUCAACAAACUGCAACAAGAAAACAUAUCACUAAAAAGCAACAGACAAACAACGGACACCUCAGAAGACAGACUUAAAAAUUUACAAUACGAAAUAAUAAAAGCAAUAAAACCAACACAAUCAUCACAACCUACAAUGACAAACCAAACAAGCGUAAAUACUCCACCUACACACACCACAAGCACAGACUUCCCUCAACUUGGACAAAGGACAUACGCCCAGUUGACAAAAAAGACAAACACAACAACAAACACGCAAGAAAAAAAACCCUGGACAACCCCAGAGCAAACAAAAAAAUACGACACGGUUAUAAAAAUAAAAGAAGGAGAAACGGGGAAUACGAUAACCGAGCUUAAAAAGGUGAUAAAACCAAAAGACAUGGAAGGCACACAAAUUAGACACACAAGAACGGCUAUAGUACUAACAUCACAAACAAAAGAAAAACAAAACGAAAUACUAAGACGGACACAACAAUCAACAACACUAGACAUAAAGGACGGCACCAGACAGAACGAACCGACAGCAAUACUCACGGGACUAAGAAAGGAAAUGACAAUGGACGAACUGACAGAAGCUCUAAAAAUGGAAAAUGAUGACUUAAACGAAAACUUCGGGGACAGACUUAAACUUCUGACAGUCGUAUCGACCCGGCCUUGCCGUAACCCUUACAAAGAAAACAUUUACAUACGGGGACCAACGGACAUCAUCAAAUAUUUAUUAAAAACAGGAAAAGUAUACGUAGACUUUCAGACCAUUUUUAUAAAUGAGGCCACGCAAAUUGCACUUUGCUUUAGAUGUUGCAAAUACGGACAUGUGUCCAAAUAUUGUAAAGAGACGACACCGACAUGCUACCGGUGUGGAGAUGGACACGACGGAAACACAUGCAACAAAGACAUCUACAACUGUAUUAACUGUGAAAGACUCAGACUAACACCACGCGGACACCAGGCUAGAGACGCUAAUUGCCCUAUAUAUAACAAAAAAAUGGACGAGGCUCGGGCUCAGACAUCGUACAAAUAG